Messenger RNA from Macrobrachium nipponense, 1154 nucleotides. RefSeq names its product inversin-like. Gene Ontology annotation, molecular function: protein binding. The record is from RefSeq and is a predicted model, not a curated record. Lineage: Eukaryota; Metazoa; Arthropoda; Malacostraca; Decapoda; Palaemonidae.
GACUCUGAAAGUGAUGUUGAUACAACUGUCAUACAGGAUUCAGAAAAGCUUAGAAUUUCAAAAUUGUUGGGUGACUCCUUUACUGGAAAGAUGGCAUCCAUCCAAGGAUUAAGUCCCAGUAAAAGUACUCACAACUCCCGCCGUUCAAAAGGUAUAGCCAAUAAUAUCAAGCUUGGGGCCCGAAAGAAGACUGUCCGUGACCUGAAACUCCCAGACCCAGGAGAGCUCGGCAUUGAAAAUGUAGAAGCAGAUGCUGUAGGCAAAAGUAACCAUUCUGAUGAAGACAAUGAGGAUCCGUUAGUAAAUAAGGAAGUUAAGGCCUACAGUGUCAGAAUGAGUCAAGCUCUUCAGUAUCCUAUAAAUGUUGCUAGCUUUUUGGUUACUGCUAAUGUAGGAAUUUCUUCAAAGGUCAAGGAAAAUUUGGAAGAUGAAAAUGACAGUAGAGUCUCAGAGGGAAACAAAGCAGAAGGUCACAAAGAGAAUCAGAGAGAGAGUGAAAAUCCCACUUCGCAAACUUCAUGUGAUGAGACCUCUUUUAGAGAUAGUGGUGGGAUAGUUGCACAUACAUCUCAAGCUGCCAUAAACCCUGAGAGAUUUAAUGCUGAUAAUGAAAGUAAAACUUCAGAAAGUUGGAACUCUAGUCAUGAAAAAAGUACAUUAAGAUUGCUCACGUUUAAGGGGCAAGAGAAACAUUUAGAUAAGGAGGAAAGAAGAAAACUUCUGGAAGAAAGGACUGCCAAAGCUUUGGAGGUUGCACAUAAAGAAGCCAGUACUUCCAGAAACACUGUCAGGCCACAAGUUUUGAGCCCAAGUGCCAGAAAGCAGGCUGAAGAAAAAUGGAAUAAUAAGUUAGCGUCUUUAACAUUGCAAGUUCAUCGACAAAGUAGUGCAAUAUCUGCAACGUCUUUCUCUUACAAUUUAGCUCCUCCUACUGGUCCAGCCCAGCCACCGGGAAAAAACCUGCAUAAAGUAUAAUAUUUCCAGAUAAGUGGCUGUUGUGAUAGAAUAAAUCCAUGUGCCUUAUUCCGGUGUACAAAGAAUUUGAAGUGCCUAUGCUUGAUAUGUAAUAAAGCUUUAGUCCUUUGGAAUUAUAUCUGUAAUAAUAUUGUUUAUAAGAGAAUAUCUUAUUUUGUGAAUUAAAUUUAUUCUUUAAA